Rosa chinensis is the source of this 2015-nucleotide messenger RNA. RefSeq names its product protease Do-like 10, mitochondrial. NCBI's taxonomy places the organism in Eukaryota, Viridiplantae, Streptophyta, Magnoliopsida, Rosales, Rosaceae. The record is from RefSeq and is a predicted model, not a curated record. Bases 91 to 1758 code for a protein of 555 amino acids. Gene Ontology annotation, biological process: proteolysis. The transcript is spliced from 8 exons. Gene Ontology annotation, molecular function: serine-type endopeptidase activity; protein binding.
CCUUAAUGGCUGUGACGCUCUGGCCCUCUGCUCCUUCUUCUUGUUAGGGAACUCAACUCCGGCUGCUCAGCAAAGCGCUGCUGCGUUAAAAUGCUGGUUACGUCCGCCCGAACACUCCUCAGAAGGCGGCUAUGCUCUAUUGAGUUGUUAAAAGAUUAUACGUCAAGGAGAAGUGGUAUUAGCUGUAGUAGCAGUACCUGGGCGGCAGCUAAUGUUGAAGAAGAUGCUGCUGCUGCUUCUUGUUCCUCGUCUGAGUCGGUGUCGGUCGCCUCCCCCUCAGUCAGGAAUAAUAUGCUCCGACGACGACGUUUCGGUAUUCGGAGGAACAACGAGAACCGGAGCACAAAGGAUACGGAUGCCGUAGAGCUGGCAUUGGACUCAGUGGUGAAGAUCUUUACUGUGGCGAGCAGCCCUAACUACUUCCUGCCCUGGCAGAACAAGUCCCAACGAGAGACCAUGGGUUCCGGAUUUGUAAUCGCCGGCAAGAAAAUUCUUACAAACGCUCAUGUAGUUGCUGAUCAUACAUUUGUUCUGGUAAGAAAGCAUGGCUCGCCUACCAAGUAUAAAGCGCAAGUUGAAGCUGUUGGUCAUGAAUGUGAUUUAGCCAUUUUGAGUGUUGAAACUGAAAAGUUCUGGGAGGGUAUGAAUUCCCUUGAGCUAGGGGAUAUUCCUUUUCUGCAAGAAGCUGUUGCUGUUGUUGGAUAUCCUCAAGGUGGGGACAAUAUCUCUGUUACUAAAGGUGUUGUUUCCAGGGUUGAACCUACACAAUAUGUUCAUGGUGCAACCCAGCUUAUGGCAAUACAGAUUGAUGCAGCAAUAAAUCCCGGAAAUAGUGGUGGCCCAGCAAUCAUGGGAAAUAAAGUUGCUGGUGUUGCUUUCCAAAACCUUUCUGGUGCAGAGAAUAUUGGUUAUAUAAUUCCUGUUCCUGUAAUAAAGCAUUUUAUUGCUGGAGUUGAAGAAAGAGGUAAAUAUGUUGGAUUCUGCUCUCUAGGUUUGUCAUGCCAGCCUACUGAAAAUGUUCAACUCCGGAACCACUUUCAAAUGCGUCCUGAAAUGACUGGGGUACUAGUGAGCAAAAUCAACCCUCUUUCGGAUGCCCACAAAGUCUUAAAGAAAGAUGAUGUUGUUCUUUUCUUUGAUGGAGUUCCUGUAGCAAAUGAUGGAACAGUUCACUUCAGGAACAGAGAGCGGAUAACAUUUGAUCAUUUGGUGUCCAUGAAGAAACCCAAUGAAACAGCUGUAGUUAGAGUUUUGAGGGAUGGCGAAGAAUAUGAAUUCACUAUCACCCUUCAACCUUUACAACCGUUAGUUCCAGUUCAUCAGUUCGAUAAACUUCCUAGUUAUUACAUUUUUGCUGGUUUGGUCUUUGUUCCACUCACUCAACCUUACCUUCAUGAGUAUGGAGAAGAUUGGUAUAAUACUUCACCUCGUAAAUUAUGCGAAAUCGCAUUGAGGGAACCACCUAAAAGAGCUGGUGAACAGAUUGUCAUCCUUUCUCAGGUACUCAUGGAUGAUAUCAAUGCUGGAUAUGAACGUCUUGCAGAGCUGCAGGUUAAGAAGGUUAACGGGAUAGAAGUUGAAAAUUUGAAACAUUUAUGCCAACUUGUCGAGAACUGUAGUGAAGAGAGCGUGCGUUUUGAUUUGGAUGAUGAUAGAGUUGUUGUGUUGAACUAUCAUUUAGCAAAAGUUGCGACUUCAAAAAUUCUAAAUUGCCACAGGAUACCCUCUGCAAUGUCUAAUGAUCUUUUAGAGAAAUAAAAUAACUUGCAAACACAGUUGAUUUGCCAAAGCUGUGAUUUGCCCGCACCUCUCUCCUAAAUUGAAGGGCAAGGAUCUUCCUCAUAAUAUCUUGUUCGCAACGGACAAGGGUUGAAAAAUAUUUUUAUCUAUUUCUUGUUCUGGGUAGGACCUGUGAUACUUUUUAUUUUAUUUUUCUCAUUAGUACUGCCGUUUAUAUUCAUUUGACAUACUAAUAUGUAGUUUUUGUUGUGCAAAUAUAUCCCUUAACUUGGCAA